This is a messenger RNA of Canariomyces notabilis, 2711 nucleotides long. Its product is annotated as Zn-dependent exopeptidase. NCBI's taxonomy places the organism in Eukaryota, Fungi, Ascomycota, Sordariomycetes, Sordariales, Chaetomiaceae. The transcript has 7 exons. Gene Ontology annotation, molecular function: carboxypeptidase activity. The record is from RefSeq and is a predicted model, not a curated record. The coding region runs from base 382 to 2523 and encodes 713 amino acids.
CACAUCCUAUCAGGACAACACCUGCAACCACAUCUUAUGAGCUUAACACCUUCCUCUAACGGUCUGGCCGCGUCCAUGGCAUAGCUUUGGAUUGGAUACCUGUACGAUGGCGACAACAUGGUCCUGGUCUGUCUAAUCUUUCCAAAGGCGUCGAAGGAGCUCCAGGUUGCAGCGGCAAGCUGCUGCUAUCUGGUUACUAACAUGCAAGCCACAUAAUCAUAAGUAUCCAUGUUGCCGGUGUGUUUAGACAAAGUUGGUCAUGAAUGAUACCCCUGGUGGGCUCCCCAUAUAAAAGGGAUGAGACAGUUCCCCCCCGGUCUCCCCAGACCACUGUCUCGCACCGCAGAGAGGGUCUUGAAAUUACUAGUAGGCAAUGUCAACAUGAAAACCCAACUCCGGCUAUCAUCGUUGCUGCCGCUGGCGGGUCUCGUCUCCGCUUGUUUACGAGAAUUCAACCUCAGUCCCCGGCAUACACACCGCAAGCCGGUCGCCCGUCGGAACGAGGAGUGGCCGCCCAUUCUGACCGAGCAGGAGUCGAUCCUCGUCAAUGCAUUUGACAGCAACAGCAUUGAUGACUGGUCUGCCUACUACGGCCACCAGGUCAAGCUGGCAGGCCUCGGCCGGGAAGCUGCCGAGUGGACAAGGGAUCGCUUUAGCACGAACGGGUUCAACGCGGCCCUCAACGAAUACCACGUCUAUCUAAGCUACCCGGUCCACCAGGCGUUGGCAAUCACCUACGGCAACGGCACGACGGCCCCUGUCGAAAUCCAAGAAGAUCCUCUCCCCGAAGACGACGUAACAGGCAGGCCAGACCGUGUUCCUACCUUCCACGGCUACUCGGCCUCGGGCAACGUGACUGCUGAAUAUGUCUACGUGGGCCGUGGUACGGGCGCGGAUUUCGAAAGACUCGUGGAAUUGGGCGUCGAGCUCGAGGGCAAGAUUGCGCUUAUCCGAUAUGGCAGCAUUUUCCGCGGCCUAAAAGUCAAGAAUGCCCAGAAUCAUGGCAUGAUCGGAGCCGUCAUAUUCACCGACCCGGCCGAUGACGGCAACAUGACGGUGGCCAAGGGCGUUGAGCCUUAUCCGCACGGCCCAGCUCGACACCCAGGUUCAGUGCAAAAGGGCUCCGUUCUGUUCCUGUCGACAUAUCCCGGCGAUCCGACUACACCGGGCUAUCCUUCCGUGGAGGGUGCGCCGCGUGCGGAUACUUCGUUCGUGGUACCCGGCAUUCCAUCGUUGCCCAUCUCUUACCGAGCAGCUCAGCCGCUGCUGCGCGCUCUGGAUGGCCACGGACUUACGGCCGAAGAGGUCAACCGCACCGCCUGGAAGGGCGCGCUCGAGGCCGAAUACCGCACCGGACCCGCGCCCGGCGUGAGACUGUCGCUCGACAAUCUGAUGAGGGAGGAGAUCACCCCUAUCUGGAAUGUCAUUGCUUACAUCAACGGGACGAACGCAGAUGAGACCCUUGUCAUUGGGAACCAUAGAGACACCUGGAUGAUUGGUGGUAACGGCGAUCCCAACUCUGGUUCUGCCAUCCUCAUGGAGCUCAGCAGGGCAUUCAAAAAGCUCCUGGAUGCAGGCUGGAAGCCGAAAAGAAACAUAGUCCUUGCUUCUUGGGACGCGGAGGAGUAUGGGAUGAUAGGCUCCACUGAAUGGGUUGAAGAGCAUGUCAACUGGCUGAAAGAGACCGCCAUCGCCUAUCUCAACAUCGAUGUUGGCGUGUCCGGGCCCCGGCCUGGGCUCGGAGCGACCCCGGAGCUCCACACCAUCGGCACCGAGCUCAUGAAGAAGAUCAUUCACCCCAACUUCGGGGGUUUUAACAGGAGCCUCUUUGACGCCUGGCAGGAUGUUACAAGUGGCCACGUUGAGGUUCUUGGUAGCGGGAGCGACUUCACGUCCUUCUUGCACGUCGGUAUCAGCUCGGUUGACAUCAGUUCCGGAAACGGCCCGACAGAUCCCGUCUGGCACUACCACAGCAACUACGACUCGUACCAUUGGAUGUCCACCUUUGGCGAUCCCGGCUUCCAUCUCCACGCCGCCAUGGGCCAGUAUCUCUCCCUGCUAGCCUUCCAUCUGCUCGAUGACGACGUCCUGCCCUUUGACCUGCCCAACUAUGCGGUCGAGCUGCGUGCCUACUACGAGGACCUUGCCGACGAAAUCGAGGAGUCCGGCACAGCACUCGACAUCUCUCCGCUUGUCGCGGCGAUUGACGCCUUUGAGGAGCGGGCGAAAGAGAUCAACGACCUUGCGCGGCAGGCGGCCGCACUUGGCGACAAAGGUCUGAUCAAGCUGGUGAAUACCAAGUAUCGCGAUUUUCAGCGCGGUUUCGUCUCCCAGGGAGGUCUGCCGACGAGGGAGUUUUACAAGCACGUGGUCAUGGCGCCGGGUCUUGAUACGGGAUACGCCGCCGUCACAUUUCCGGGUGUGUCGGAAGGAGUGCAGUACGGAAAUUUCUCGAUUGCGGCAGAGUGGGUGACUAGGACGGCGAACGGGAUACUGAGAGCGGCAGAAAUCCUUAAGCCUUGAUGCGAUGAGUCUAGUACUCGGUAAUGAAGCAUCAAUGCUUUCAAACAGUGCUGGGACUGAUGGUCUCCGGCAUAAUUUGAAUGCGGUCGGGGUCUACGGUCUGGGUAACCACUCGUCAGAGCCGGACACCCUGCCUGGAAUGCCCCGAGUCUGGGGCCGACAAACAUUUGCUUGUGGACUAUAAUACC